Messenger RNA from Laccaria bicolor S238N-H82, 780 nucleotides. RefSeq lists its product as uncharacterized. Gene Ontology annotation, cellular component: mitochondrial large ribosomal subunit. NCBI's taxonomy places the organism in Eukaryota, Fungi, Basidiomycota, Agaricomycetes, Agaricales, Hydnangiaceae. The coding region runs from base 1 to 780 and encodes 259 amino acids. The transcript has 2 exons. Gene Ontology annotation, molecular function: structural constituent of ribosome. Gene Ontology annotation, biological process: mitochondrial translation. The record is from RefSeq and is a predicted model, not a curated record.
AUGGGUCUAGAAAACAGAAGAAAUCUAUCAUCUUAUCGGCCCUCGAGUCGGGCCGGGCCGACUCCCGAGACACCUAAAGGUGUAAUCCGAGUCGCCUGGGCCCUGUUUGUUCAACGCUUGAAGAUGUUGGCGAUUUCCCAGCGCCUCAGCGCCUCCUCUUCUCAAACCCUUAACGCAAAUUGGAUACCACGGCAAUGUAGGGCUGUAUCCAACUCACCAUAUGGCCGCACGCACGUCUGGAAACGUCGGCCACCAGUGUUACCGGACCCAAUGGUGCCCAAGUUUCCACAGAAAGUCAUUCGGUCUGACGGAACAUCAUUUACGCACUGGACGACGUCACCAAGUUCGUUAGUUCGUUUGACACGCGAUACAACGAACAAUCCCAUCUAUAACACGGGGAGAGAUGGUGACAGGUCAGUGGAGGAGGAAACCAGGUUGAAGAGGUUCAACAGGAAGUUUGAGGAGUUUGGUGCGGACUUAGAGGAUGUAACUUGGAUGGAUGACUUGAAACCGGAUAGCAUGCAGGCGCGGCCAGCGGAGGCCAAAUCGGAGGAGACCAAAGCAAAAAAUAGCCGACGUCCGGAGGUCUACAUCACGGAUGACAUGGGGAAGCUUUGCAGAUGCACGAAAUGGCGCACUUCUGUCCUACAUCACUUGUCAUUAUUGCCGUUGCAUAAUUCACCUGGCACAUCAAAGGCAAAGCCAAUCGGCCUUGCAUAUGUUAGCUGCUUAUUCUCAGCGCCCGUCCUGCCACGUCGCCCUUCUGAUAAUUAUCGUUAG